This is a messenger RNA of Aquila chrysaetos chrysaetos, 981 nucleotides long. RefSeq names its product collagen alpha-1(I) chain-like. The record is from RefSeq and is a predicted model, not a curated record. NCBI's taxonomy places the organism in Eukaryota, Metazoa, Chordata, Aves, Accipitriformes, Accipitridae. The coding region runs from base 1 to 981 and encodes 326 amino acids. The transcript has a single exon.
AUGGGGGGGGGGGAGGGGGGCCGGGGCGGCCGGAGGUUUCGGAGGGGGCCGGGACCCCCCCCCACCCCGCCACCGGGCGCGGUGCGUCGGGCGGGCGGGCGGGGGCCGCGGGAGGGUGCGCCGGGGCGGGCGCCGCCGAGGAGCGUGAUUCAUCCUUUCCCCCCGGCGCUGCGUGUGCCGACGGGCGCGGACGGGGCGGCCCUUUCCUCGCUCCUCCUCGGCCCCCGCCCCCGCCUUGGCCCGGCUGACGCCGGGAACCGCGCUGGCACCCCCGGGCCUCGCUCCCCCCCCCCGGACACCAGCCCGGCCCUCGACCCCCCGACGCCCGCGGACCCGGGCGGCCGGGCACCGCGGCGGAGCCGGGGCGCCGGGGGGGGGGGGGGGGGGGAAACGACGGGAGCGGCUCUGCCCCACGGCGGCCGCAUCCCGCCGCGCCGGCCGCAGGCGUCAGGGAGGCGCUGCGCGGCGACGCCGGCUUUUCCCGCUCCCCGUUUUUGGGCAGAAAGGUGGGGAUUUUGGCAGGGGGUGCCGCCGCCCCCCCCCAGCCCCCGCUGGCGGGGAACCCAGGCGGCCGGGUGGCCGCCCCCGCUCGGUGCCCGCCGGGGCCCACGUGAGCCGGUCGGGGCUGCCGAGCCGGCAACGCCCUGGCGCCGCGCGGGCAGAGAGCCCGGCCCGGCCGGCAGCACCCGCCUGGGAAGAGGCCGCGGGCGCCGGAGACCCCCGAAACCGGGGUCACCCCAUCGCGCGAGGCUGAUCCUGGCACCCUCGUGCCGCGCUUGGAAGGCGGCAAAACUCGGGGCGGCCACCGCGGCCGCGAGCCAGCACCGCUGCGGAUCGGCCGCCGUCCGGCACGGGGCUGCGCCCGCAGUGCCGCCGCUGUGCCCGGCGCCCGGCGGCGUUGGCUUCACUUUGGCCGAGUUGGGGCCUGGUCUCGCCGCGGUGCUGUCCGCGGCCGCCCCGUUGGCACCGAGGUGUUGGUAG